AUGGAGUGCGAGAAGCAGCAAGCGUCACCGCCCCGGGCGAUCAAGAUUCAACCCCGUAUCGUUAUCCACGGCGGCGCAGGGAAUAUUGUGCGCAAGAACUUCCCUCAGGACAAGUACAUUGCCUAUCGGGAUGCUCUUCUUACGAUUAUCACAAAAACAAAUGAAUACAUACACAGCCCGUCGGAAAAAUCACCCUCAGGCGCAUUCAAACCGCCUUCAGCCCUGCAAAUUGCCUCCUAUGCAGUAACCCUCCUAGAAGACAACCCCCUCUUCAACAGCGGCCACGGCGCCGUCUUCACCCGCGACGGCAUCAACGAACUUGAAGCUUCGGUCAUGGUAUCCCGCGGCCACAAGAAGCGCGGCGUAGGCGUCAUGGGUCUCCAUCACGUCCGUAACCCCAUUCUCCUCGCGAAAAAGAUGCUCGACCAUGGCGAGCAGGACCUCGAAUCAAGGGGUCAAGCGUCCCUGUCCACGAAUGACCUAGAUGUGCCGUCCGCGCAGGGGCAUACCCAGAUUUGGGGCCCCGCAGCAGAACAACUCGCUCAGAAGUAUGGGCUGGACAUGGUCGAGCCAAGUUAUUACUUUACGCAGCAGCGGUGGGACGAGCAUGUUCGUGCGCUGGAGAAGGAGAAACUUGGUCUUGGUAUGGGAACGUGGUCCAGCGACGAGUACUUGCCGCAGGGGACGUGCGGAGCAGUGGCUUUAGAUGAAGAGGGUGUUAUUUGCGCGGCGACGAGCACAGGUGGCAUGACGAAUAAGUUGACGGGGAGGAUUGGCGAUACACCUGUUGUUGGCGCGGGAUUCUGGGCGGAGGAGUGGUCUGAACGGGCGGAUGUGACUGGUCCUUGUCCUUCGAUGUGGGAGACGUUUACUCGUGCGGUGAAUACUGCUUCCCCUGGCGUUUCGUUCGCUGGGCCACUGAAGGGAUUGUUGGCGGAUUGUUUACCUACACCGUUUAUGUACUCUCCCGUCGAGCCUGACUCUUGGUCGCGGUCAAAGUCGACGGUAACAUCUCGCUCCAUGGGCGCGUCAGGCACUGGAAAUGGAGAUUCAUUCUUGCGAAUCAACGCUGUUAGAACGGUGGCUGCCAUGGCGAGAUGGAAACCUGAGAGUACGGCCAAGGCGUUGAGGAAUGUCAUUGGUCCGGAUGGAGAGUUGCAGCGCAGCGCAGGAGAUAGAUGGGGACAUACUGGCGAGGGAGAAGGAGGCAUGAUUGGCAUUGAGAGUGUUGUGGAGAGGGACGCCGAGAGUGGUAGAGUUGUGAUGGUGCGUUCAGAGAUUCUGAUGGAUUAUAAUUGUGGGGGCAUGUAUCGGGCUUGGGUUGACGAUGAUGGGAGGGCGAGGAUGAGUAUUUGGAAUAAUGGGGGUGAGGAUCCUGAAAACAGGAGAUAG
Molecule: messenger RNA, 1392 nt
Organism: Pochonia chlamydosporia 170
Lineage: Eukaryota; Fungi; Ascomycota; Sordariomycetes; Hypocreales; Clavicipitaceae
Product: L-asparaginase precursor
Exons: 2
Coding region: 1-1392 (463 amino acids)
Molecular function (GO): hydrolase activity
Source: RefSeq, a predicted model, not a curated record